AUGUCACAGGAGUUCAAUUGGAAUGAUGUAGCGUAUGAGAAUGCUCCGUUCUCCCAAUAUUCGGAUUUCUACUCGAACCAGCCCAGGAUCUACAUGUUCGAAGGAGGUACGCGACUUUCGAACAUUUUUUGAUGAUCACUAUAAUAAAAGUUACUAUACUUUCAGUCACUCUCAUCGACCUCAUUCUCCUUGCCGCGACUGCCGUUUUGACCGUAUUCUGGCUGAUUUACCUUUUCCGAAGUGAAUCCGGAAUGACGAAGGCGUUGAUGACAGUAACCGUCACCCAAAUACUCGUGAACCUUCUCAUCCGUACAUUCAAAGUGCUCGUGCUCAUUCUCGUCCAAUAUCCGCAGUUCUCAUGGCUCUUUGUGGCGUCGAGUGUUGAGACGACAUUCCAUUACACCCUCUACCUACAGUACACCUCGUCUGUACUUUUGUACGUGUUUCUACGUGAAAAGGAUUGCAGAAGUGUGUGGGCUCUGUAAGUUUGAACACACUUCCUACUAAACAACAUAAAAAACUUCCAGCUUCUACUAUCUGCCCUCACUUUCCGUUUCGCUGCUCAUCUCCACUCUAAACGUGAAUUUCAACGCCCUUCUCAAGUCGAUUCCCUUCUACGGCUACGUGGUUUUCUACGUAGCAAUGGCCGUCUCCAAUUUUGUUAUUUUGAUUGCGGUUCGUGAAAUUACUGUAACAAAUCACCUGUUUGCGUGGAAAAUGAAUAACAGAUGGACUAUGGAACUUGGCGUCUGGGCUCGAAAAAUAUACUGGCUAGACGGUUUCUUUCGAUAAUUUAGGCGCUGCUUUCAAUAAUUUGGUCGCUGCUUUGGAUUAUUAAGGUGUUGUAUAAUUUAGUCGCAUCUUUCGAUAAAUUAGACGCCUCUUUCGAUAAUUUAGUCGCUGCUCUGGAUAAUUUCGGCGCUGCUAUUGAUAAUUUAGUCGCUGCUUUUUACAAUUUAGUCGCUCAUUUUAAGAAUUUCGGCGCUGCAUUUGAUGAUUUCGGCGCUGCUUUUGAUAAUUUCGGCGCUGCUUUUGAUAAUUUCGGCGCUGCUUGAUCUAUGUUCAAAUCUAAUUUUUUAUUUCCGAGCUUUUUAUGGUUCUUCAGGUGUGUACAUCGUGCACAAAAUUCGCCCGGGAGAAGCUCGGAAUCCGUUGCCGUCUGUUCUUUUUUGUGCUCAUCGCCUCGCCGCCGACUUUCUUCAAUACCGUAAUCACCGUGAUGGACUUGUUGUUUAUGGUCGUCGGAGUCACCGACCAAUUUCCUAUUCGUAAGUGGCAAGUAGCAGGUGAAAUUCCCCACAAUUGAUUAUAGCCUACAUCGUGAUGACCACUUAUCGGUAUAAGGCUUUCGAAGUCACGCCCGCCUUCAUUAUGAUCGCUUUCUUCGCUUUGCUUCCCGAUUUGAGGUAGGUUCCUGUAAUUCUCAAAAUCUACAGUAAUCUUUCACAGAAAAUGGACGGCUCGGAAGACUUCAACCGCUGAAGUCACUGAAAUCAUCACCGAACCUCCACGUGCAAUGUCUUCCUCCUCCAAAACCAUUUCAGCUUCUCACUCCGUUUUGGCUGAGCAAGUUCCGAUUCCAGGUCAAGUUCAGCCCCAGGUGUCUGCUCCGAUUCCCACCUACAGUACUCUAAACUACAAUAACGUUACUGGCGCCGGAACCAGUCCUUAUGGGGCUCUGGUUGUGCAUAUUCAACCCGUGCAAUGA
Messenger RNA from Caenorhabditis sp. 36 PRJEB53466, 1708 nucleotides. NCBI's taxonomy places the organism in Eukaryota, Metazoa, Nematoda, Chromadorea, Rhabditida, Rhabditidae. The record is from the annotation of a GenBank genome assembly.